This is a messenger RNA of Penicillium subrubescens, 966 nucleotides long. RefSeq names its product CE1 family esterase. Gene Ontology annotation, molecular function: feruloyl esterase activity. The transcript has a single exon. The record is from RefSeq and is a predicted model, not a curated record. Bases 1 to 966 code for a protein of 321 amino acids. Lineage: Eukaryota; Fungi; Ascomycota; Eurotiomycetes; Eurotiales; Aspergillaceae.
AUGCACCUCCCAUCCCUUCUCUCCCUUGGUGUAUUGGCUGGCAUGAGUGUCGCCAGUCCUUCUGGCUGUGGCAAAGAUAUGCCGUCCAAGUUCCCCAACCCUGGUGAAAGCAAGACCCUGCGUCUGCCAAAUACCGAUCGUGAAUACCAGCUCUUCAUCCCGGCCAACUACGACAAAAACAAGCCAACGCCGCUGUACUUCUCUUUCCAUGGUGCAUCCCGGGAUAUGCUUGAAGAAGAAUCACUAUCGCAAUUCUCCAACCCAGAGUUCAACCCCAAUGGCAUUGCAAUCUAUCCCAACAGCAAGAAUGGCUACUGGCUGUCCAACCCCAGCGCUGAUGCCUCGCGCCCGAAUGAUUUGGACUUUACCAAUGAUCUCUUGACCCAUAUGGAAGAGAAACUCUGCAUUGACACUCGGCGAGUCUAUGCGGCCGGCAAGUCAAAUGGCGGAGGCUUUACCGGCGUGAUCGCGUGCAAUGCCACCGUUGGUAGCCGCUUCGCUGCGUUUGCUGCUGUGAGCGGUGCCUGGUAUAACACCGACGAUAUCCCCGGUGUAGGCCCCUGUGCACCCGCGAAGCGUGAAGAAGGAUACCCGUUUCUUGAAUUCCAUGGCACUAUCGACACCACCGCUCCCAUUGACGGCAACACAAAGGAACACCCCAAGCUCCCGGUCAUCGAUAUCCUCGACGGUUGGGCGGAACGCAAUGGAUGUGGCGCGAAUGCCGAGUGGGCUAAGAAUGAGACCGUUUUCCAGCAGCCUCUCGUCAAGCAUGCCAGUUGGGAUUGCGCUGGUAAGACUGGUAUUGUGCAGCACUAUCGUGAGGGAGACAAUGGUCACUGUUGGCCCUCCACGUUGGGCAAUGAUGAUUAUGAGAGAUUGGCUUCUCAGUGUCCCUUGGGCAAGUAUGUCUUCAACGCCACCGAGUAUAUAUUUGAUUUCUUUGGCCAGUAUCAUUUGAGCAACUGA